Messenger RNA from Entamoeba nuttalli P19, 1092 nucleotides. RefSeq lists its product as hypothetical. The record is from RefSeq and is a predicted model, not a curated record. The transcript has a single exon. Lineage: Eukaryota; Evosea; Mastigamoebida; Endamoebidae. Bases 1 to 1092 code for a protein of 363 amino acids.
AUGUUAUUUGUUUUAUUCAUUUGUGCAGCAUUUGCUUUCCCAUAUACUGACCUUGAGUCACAAAUUAUUGCUAAACGUAUUACUGAAUUAGGAAAAAAAUUAACUAAAGCCGGUGAGGAAGUUAAAAAUCAUAAAGAAGAAAUUGAUGCCCUAAUGACUAAAAUCAGUAAAAAUGCCAUUGACUUUGCAUCAGCCAAUGACCAACUCACUCAACUUAACAAUCAAGUUGCUGAACUUAUUACUAAAAAAACUCUUGAAACUAAAGCACCAUCUGGAGAUAAACUUGUUGAUCUUGAUAGCCUUUAUGAAAACAAACAAAUUGCUAUUAAAAAAGCCGUGAAAAAAGCUUCUGCUGGAUUAAAAGCAACUAAGAACAUUAAGAAAACAGCCAAAUUAGUUGCUAAAGCUAAAAAAGAACAACAAAAAGCAAAUAAACUUGCUAAGAAGGGAGAUAAUAAAGCUGCUAAAAAAGCCGCAAAGAAAGCCAAAAAAUUAGUUGCUAAAGUUGAAAAGCAACAAAAGAAACAAGUUCAAAAAGCUGAAAUUAAAAAGGCAGAGAAAAAAGUUGCUAAAAUGGAAAAGAAGACUCAACAAAAAGCCACAAAAAAAGCAGAAAAAAUUGUUAAAAAACAACAAUUAAAACAACAAUCAACUAAAACAGAAAAUAAAUACAAACAAGCUCUUGGAAAGAAACCAGUAUCAGCUUCUCUUAAAAAAGAGGCUAAGGCUGCUGCUAAAGCUGCUUAUGAAACUGUUAUGAAAAAAUAUACUAAGAAAAUUGCUAAAAGUGCAAAUAAAACUAAGAAGGAUGGUAAAGACGCCGCUCAUUCAACCAAUGUAAUUAAAGAAGCUAAAGAGACUAAAGCUUUAUUUGAAACUGCUAAGGUUAAAGCUAAGGAAGCCGCUAAAGCAGCUUACAGAAAAACUAUGAAAAAAUCAGUUAAACAAGCUCCAUCAUGUAAUAAAACCAUUAUCAUAACCCCUGUUGAACUUGUUUUCCCAUUUAGUACUAACCCAAGAAUUAGAAACGCCCAAAUCCUUAUGAACCAAAAUUGGGCUAAACUUCUUAAACAAAAAUGGUCAUUGAACUAA